AUUAUAUUUGUCAGAAAAAAAUCUACUUCUUAUUUGAAAUUCAGAUUUCUGCUAAGACAGCAAGUGCUUAGUCUGUACAGGAGGAUCUACCGUGCUAUCCGCCUGAUCCCUGAUGCUGCAGACCGGCGCUCCAUGGCAGAGUGGGCACGAGAAGAGUUCAAGCGAAAUAAAGGGGCCACUGAGGAGGUUACGAUUAAAAUGAUGAUUAGUCAGGGACAGAGACAACUUCAGGAACUGGAGCGGGCCCUACAGCUGGCCAAAUCCUAGGCACUUGGUUAUUACCCUCUGCUGCUGUUGUACAGAGAAGCAUUAUGUGACCUCCUACAGUGCUGUGUACGACCCAGGACGUGGUCAUUGGCUACAGCUAUAACAAAUGUCAUUAGCUGCCGUGAUAGUUCCGAGUGCUACAAAAUUAACUGAAGCGCAGCUGUGUGUUCUGGAAGUGUCUGGUCUGUUACUAAGGGUUGUAAUUUAAUUUGCUGAAAUGACUGAAGAUGCAGCAUAGCCUCACUACUGACUGGUUUAUGUCUAAUUAUAUUGAGUACAAUAAAUAUUUUAUUACAA
Molecule: messenger RNA, 564 nt
Organism: Bombina bombina (fire-bellied toad)
Lineage: Eukaryota; Metazoa; Chordata; Amphibia; Anura; Bombinatoridae
Gene: LYRM2
Product: LYR motif containing 2
Exons: 3
Cellular component (GO): mitochondrion
Source: RefSeq, a predicted model, not a curated record